CUGAGAAAGAUAAGAAAUCCCUAUUAAAAGAGUUUCUCACCCACUAACGCAGAACUACGUACCUAAUAAAAUGUUUUUAAAAAAAGGAAACAAUUUCAUCCAGCUAAUAUUUUAGGUCCUAUUCCUAUUCCUAUUCCUUCGCCUCCGCUUGCGGAUGACAAAAGCAAAGAGCAAAGACGAGCGUAAAAGGGCAAAGAAGCAUGUGGGCUGCGUCUCUAACUCCGGUCGAGCCAACAUUACCCGCUCCCAUACCCAAACCCACCAAACAUCCACCACUCACCCCUUUUCCAAUCAACGUCUCAGUCCAUCCCCGUUUGUCUCGUAAGGCAGCCGCCUCCAACGCCAAGCAAGAAGAGGGAAAGGAGAUAAGUGGGUCAGAUGUGCUUUGGGCUCUGCAGAGAGCAGCCGCCUCCAACGCCAAGCAAGAAGAGGGAAAGGAGAUAAGUGGGUCAGAUGUGCUUUGGGCUCUGCAGAGAGCAGCCGCCCAGAAGACGAAAGCCAAGAGAAAGAAGAAGGGAUUAGCGUCAUCAGAAGCCAGCCGUAGAGAUAAGGAUGGCAUUGAUUACAGUAACGUCAGGCCCUUGGAAAUAAAGGGUGAGUGGAUUCUUAAAUUGGAUGAGCUGGAAAAGCGUCUUCGGGAGCUGGAACAAACCGCUUGAUUCAAUGAACUUUCUUUUUCUUUGUAUAAUUGAAUGUAUAAUUUGUUUGCAAGCUGUUAUUACAGUUAAGCAUUCAUGUCUGCUUCCUAAAAUCUUGGUCUGGACAACUUGAAUUUCAAGUUGCGUAGGUUUGUGCUGUCUUUUUCAAACGUUAGCUGUGCUUGACCAACUCAAGAGGGUUUCGUGGUUGGAACUUGGUUCUGUUUGGCCAUUGUACUUUAGACUUCUGAAAGUGAGAUUUGGAUUCUUCCGUGUUCCUUUCGGUAUUCAAUUAGCUGGAUCCUCGGUGUUGAACUUGAUCGGAGGAAAAUAAGCCUACAAUAGCAUAGACGGCAUCAUUUGACGGCAAUAAUUUCAGUUUGCUUUCAGUGUC
Molecule: messenger RNA, 1032 nt
Organism: Theobroma cacao (cacao)
Lineage: Eukaryota; Viridiplantae; Streptophyta; Magnoliopsida; Malvales; Malvaceae
Source: RefSeq, a predicted model, not a curated record